GACCGGGUUCAUUAAUACGUAGAGAGGAAGGGGAGGAGGUGGACGGCUCUUCUUCUAUGAUGCGCUGAGCGCUGCUGUUUCAUUUCACCACCGCCUCCGAGCAGCUCACUCCUCCCUCUUCCUUUAGGGUUUAGGCGUUAUCUCUAAAUUUCGAUGAAAAGUGCCAACAUUUUCGAUUAUCCUUUUGUACCCGCAGCCUCGCCGAGAAGACCACUCCACCGAGCCGCGAAGAGAGAAGUUUGAAACCCGCCCAGCUGCUGCUCAGGAGAAACGCCGGAUCCGAGGUCUCACGAUCCUACACACCGCUAUCUUUUAGUUAAAUUUUGUAUUUUUUUGGGGGAGGUUAUCAUCGACUUCAGUGAAGUUUUAUUAGUAAAAAAUCUUCCCUGAGAGGACCGCUCAUCCGCCCGGCAUCAUGACUCGGAGAUCCUGUGCCAUUUACGCCACCGGGAUCGUGUGCGCUCACCUCCUGAUAGUGGGGAUCGCCCUGGUCGUGGCUCAAGUCUUCCAAACAAUGAUCCACAGCCGGUUAAAAAAGGAAAUUACUUUGACAGAGAAGAGCCAAAUGUUUGAAGCAUGGAAGAAUCCACCUCCACCUGUUUACAUGGAGUAUUAUUUCUUCAAUGUGACCAAUGCAGAGGUGUUCUUGGCAGGCGGGAAGGCAGCUGUUAAACAGAUCGGACCAUAUACUUACAGGGAGUACCGGCCGCGGGAGAACGUCACUUUCCUGGAAAACGGCACCAAGCUUUACGCCCUGAACCCCAAAACCUUUGUGUUUGUGCCGGAGAAGUCAGCCGGUAACCCCGAGGUCGACAUCGUCAGGACUGUGAACAUCCCCUUCGUGGCGAUCAUGAGCGAGCUGAACUCGUACUCCUUCUUCCUGCGAACUUUGGUUUCCAUGUACAUAAGGAGCCUGGGCGUCGAGGUGUUCAUGUCCCGCACUGUCCACGAGGUUCUGUGGGGCUUCAAAGACCCUCUUCUAACAAAGGUCCACGCUAUGAAGCCCGAAGUGGACGAAUAUUUUGGGCUGAUGUGGAAGAAAAACGGCACCCAUGAAGGAGAGUUUGUGUUCCACACCGGUGAGGAGAACUACAUGGAUUAUGGCAAGAUCGACACGUGGAACGGCAUGAGGGAGAUGUCAUGGUGGUCUUCAAAUCAGAGCAACAUGAUCAACGGUACGGACGGCGCGGUCUUCCACCCUCUGAUAAACAGGAACGAGCUGCUGUACAUCUUCGCUGCGGAUCUCUGCAGGUCUAUCCAUCUAGCCUAUGUGAAAGAUGUGGAGGUGAAAGGCAUCCAGGCGUACCGCUUCGCCCCCCCUAAUGACGUACUCAUGAACCCCAUAGAAAACCCCACUAACGCGGGCUUCUGCGUGCCGGCUGGAGACUGUCUCGGCACCGGGCUGCUUAAAGUCAGCGUUUGUCGAGAAGGUGCUCCCAUCGUGGUGUCUUUCCCCCACUUUUAUCAAGCAGACCCGAAGUACAUCAACGCCGUUGAAGGGCUCAGCCCCAACAAGGAGGAACACGAGACCUACCUCGACCUGCAACCGACCACAGGGGUUCCCAUUCGUGCCUGCAAGAGAGCUCAGCUCAAUAUCAUCCUGAAAAGAGUCCAAGGCUUCCCCAAAACCAAGUUCAUCAACGAGACCAUUUUCCCCAUCAUGUUCGUCAAUGAGACGGCGACUGUUGACGAUCAGUCCGCCUCCCAGAUGAGGACGAUGCUCCUAAUUGUGACUCUUGUGUCAAACUUCCCUUUGCUCAUCGUGGGCAUGGGCAUCAUCUUGCUGCUGGUGCUCGUCGUCUUGUUCUGCCGAAACCGCCAGAAGAAGAAUGAAGUAAAACGUAUUGAUUUUACUGAAGCUUUUCAUUCUUUUACUACGGUGAAAGACGACACGGCCUACACUCAGGUCAGCGACAAACCCGACGAGCCGUCAGAAACGCCAGCAAGCCAGCCAACAAGGAACGGCUCCUACAUUGCCAUGUCUCCAGUGGAGGCCCAGAAGUGUUGAUCGAGGAUCCCCUCCCCAAGUGUGGAGCUCAGGAAGGGGGCUGAGGGAGCAGCACAGGGGUGUUACAUUACCAUGGAUGGGGGUUUGCUUACACAGCGGGCAAAUUUUUACUUAUUUUGAGGGGGGGAAUAGGGAAAGGGGUGGGACACAAACCCCAGUAGAUGUUUAGACAACAAAGACAUUGCGCCUCUCACUGAGCCCUCUUAUGACUGUCUGUCCUCCUCUACUCUACCUGCUGAGCAUGGCCCUCGCUGCCUGCCCUACUGCAAAACUCCCACACUCUCAUUCCUCUUUUCCAUCCUGGUCGGCCUUAAGGGACUCUGGGCGCAGCCGGCCAGGACAAGCCUUUUUUCCGUAAUUCUUCUGAGGGAACACGUAGCGUAGGUGUCGCUGUCGCACACGGAUGCAUGAUCCGCCGAGCAGACUCUGCCGACUGAUACUGCUCAAGGAGUGUUUUAGUAUUCACCUCAACAACGGUGGGUGUUGUUACCGACGUAUUCCGGCUCCUUGCCUCUGCAUCAGUGGGGAAAAUUCAAGCCAACAGAUUUUUCUUAGGACAAAACUCUGAGCUCCUUUGCUCAGAGGAUAACAUGGUUUUGCUAAUAUAAUCAGAACUUGGCAUAUCCUUUUUGUAACAAAAAAAAAAAAGGCAGAGGAAAAAACACUGAGCCAAACUAUUUAUAGCAUUUAUGCCUUUUUUUGUUUUUCCUAAGGUGAAUAAUUGCACCCACACACACACACACACACAGCACUUCCAGUAUCUGUUAGUGAACGUGUGUGUGCACCUUUAUCUGACACUUAGUGUCCUGUUUUGAUGGAAAAUGGGAAACUAUUUGUCUUGAUGCAGGCACAGUGUAGUGAAACUUGGAAUCAUUGUGAUUUUUGAUCCCCUCUCUCAACCUCUUCAGAACACUAGCUAAAACAAUAUUCCGCAGCAUUUCCAAGUUCAUCAUUAGUGAAGGUGAAAUUAAUAAGGGUUGCCACCAGUAGCUUGAUAAAGUUGUACCUUUUUUUUUGGCUUCAUCACACAUUCAAAAAAAGAACCCACAGAACUUACAAGGGAGACUUGAACCUGCUUUCUGCCUUAUGAUGGUUCAGCGUGUUCUUUAUGUUCAUACAUUGUUCAAAUAAGCUGGAAAUCUCUUCUGUCAUUAUUGUAUAUAUGUAAAAGGGGACAUGUUGAGAUGCCUCUGACCAAAUCCAGCAAGCAGUCCUUCUAGGUGUGCUGAAAGACACUAACUUUGCUCUGGUGUCGACCGCUCCUGCACGUCUACACUGUUACUUAUUAGAGAAAGCACAAUUUGGACUGCUAAAACCAGUCCUCACACAAGACUACCAGGUUUUUAUUUUGUCCUACUUUGAUAUAUAUUUACAGCCGAUUUGUCAAAAACACUGUCAAAGUGCCGUGAAUAUAAACAAAAAAAAAAAAGUGGACUCAUUGGGCGUUUUGAGGGAGCCCUGUGCACCACUCGCCGCUGUGCAGUCAUUCAGUUUGCCAAGGAGCUGUAGGCAUUCAGGCAAAACGCAGCACACAGCACUUGAAUCACUGUUUGUCUUAUGUUUCAUGUCUUCUCGUUUUUCUGUCCGCCACACUUGUCUCGUUACGUCAAACCCUGCGGUAGUCGCUAAUGGGAAGUGAAUUUAAGGCCAUAAUACUGUCGACGUGGAAAAUUCCCCGCACUUUGCCUGGAAAUUGUGCCCUGUGUAUUUUCGUUUUUUUUUUUUUUUUUUUCUUUUUUUUUUUUUGUCCCGUUCAUUUCGGUGCAGGUGGUCCAUAUGUUCAAUACAUCUCAAUGAUUUGUUAGUAUUGGUUAUGAAGGAUGCUGAUGUAAAUGAACACACAUCCAUGCCUCUGUUACUUGCUUUUCAGCAGAUGGAGUGUCUUCUUUUGAUAUACUUUUGUAUUUUGUUAUUGCUGCUAAAACAAAUACCAUAACCUAUGGACUUGUAUUUGUACAUACGUGUACAUUCUCUUUCAGGUUGAUCCGCAGAGGCUUUUUCUUUAAGGCUUUCUGUGUUGCCAACCCCUUUUGACACCUGAGCACAAGAUACAAAGCCCAAAGCUUGCUGCCAUUUAAUGGAAUUAGCAGUUACAGUUAUUACUAGCAACACUUUUUGUAAAAUGUAUCUCACUUAACACACUCAUUCCUCUUAUUAGCAGAUCGUGACCAUAUCACAUGUAUUGUUGGAGUUCAUUAUAGGCGUAGUAAACUUAACGGUUCGCUGGAGGUGCCCAAAAAGCGAGCCGCUUCGUCUAAGAUCGGUGUCAGAAGUCUUAUUCCGGGAUUAAUAACACUGGUGGAGAAGUUGAAAGUAUUCCUUUAAGGUUAAAUCAAUUCACUAAAUGCCUUUUUUAUUCCAUCUACAGGCAAGCAACCGCCGCCUUGUGCAAACUCACAGUCCAUCGUUAUCCACCUUUUUAAAGACUUGAACCGUAGAGCCCUUAAUCCCGAGAGUCGUGUGUGUGUGUGUUUUGCUGCUCGUGCAGCGUCUGUUUAAACACACACCUGAGCCAUCCACUGUCUGACUUCUACACCGACCUUUGAGUCCAAUCCUUCGAGCCCAUUGGCUCAUCCCUGCUUGACCAAAGAUAACCUAAUAGAUCUGCCCCAGCACCGUGUUUACUCUCCUCUGUGAUAACGGUUGUACCACAAAACCACCGCUCACCUAAUUAUUUCUUUUUUUCCUUCUUUUUUUUUUAUCGUGCCACCUCUUACGUGAAGUAUUUGCAGCACUGAUGUGUGAGCAUUAACGUGCGUCUAUGUGCCUUUUGGCAAGAAGAAAGAUGAAAUUUCACAAGUUGGAUUGAUGGGUAUUGCUUUUUUUUUUUUUGUCAACCAGUAAAAGAGCAAACAAAACGAAUCGGUGCUCUUUGUGAGCAGAUCUCAGUAUUAUGUAAGACGAAGCAAUACAGAGUUGUGUAAAAUGUAAGGGGCCACACAAUAUUUAUGUAUCUUUUGUUUUUUCCCUUAAAUUUGAUAGUUGUGUAGAAGUAUUUACUUUUUCUGUAGCUUGAUUUAGUUUUAUUUUUUUUUUGUGGUUCUAAUAAAUAUUUCAUUAUUGAUCAGUUCAUUUUUUUUCCACACUAAAAAUACAAAAAGGUGUAAAAAGAUGGACCAGUAUGUGACACUUGGAGCUGUCAGGAGACGUGUGUGUGUGUGUGUGUGUGUGUGUGUGUGUGUGUGUGUGUGUGUGUGUGUGUGUGUGUGUGUGUGUGUGUGUGUGUGUGUGUGUGUGUGUGUGUGUGUGUGUGUGUGUGUGUGUAAAUUUGUGGAGCCGAUUGCACCAUUUCUGUCAAACUGGAGUGAUUUUUACUGGAAGGCUGAUUAUCUUGAUGACUGAGUAAAGUGACGAGUUGAUGCUGUGUAGACGUAUCUAGAUGAAUGAAGCCCUACUUCAGGGAUGAGCACUAGUGCCGUGCCAUACCAUCCUUUAUUAUUCUUUUCCUUAAUUUGCUCUUUGGUGUAACAACCGCGUCUGCCCAUUUCAAUGUUCUGAAGUCACUAACGGAUGUUUCCUGUUGAGAUAUACUAAUUUGUUUUGCUGCUGAAAAUGACAAUCCUUGUCAUGUGAGGUGCAAAAUGAAUGAGUAAUAUCCAUUCUUAGUUUUGAUAAUUUACACUGCACAGAUGUUUCUACAGUGCUUUUGUAAACAUUUAUAGUGUAUUUGCAAAAAAAUAAAGUUGCAGUCAAGUGCAAAAUUCA
Messenger RNA from Anarrhichthys ocellatus (wolf-eel), 5713 nucleotides. RefSeq names its product scavenger receptor class B, member 2a (gene scarb2a). The coding region runs from base 416 to 2008 and encodes 530 amino acids. The record is from RefSeq and is a predicted model, not a curated record. NCBI's taxonomy places the organism in Eukaryota, Metazoa, Chordata, Actinopteri, Perciformes, Anarhichadidae. Gene Ontology annotation, molecular function: scavenger receptor activity. The transcript is spliced from 13 exons. Gene Ontology annotation, biological process: receptor-mediated endocytosis; protein targeting to lysosome. Gene Ontology annotation, cellular component: cytoplasm; membrane; lysosome.